CCUCACUUCCCUAAAUGGGCAACUUCACUUUCAGAACCCCAGGUCCUUCCCUGGCAGACCCAGGUGGCACGUCCCGCGUCGGCCUGGGCCCUGACCUUGGAUCCCUGGGUGCCCCGGCCCCUUCCCGGGCCUGUGACUGCCCACCUGGAUGGAGGCAUGGCCCCCACGUUCCUGCUGCUGCUGCUGUGGCUACAGGGCUGCGUCUCAGGUGCUCCUGCUGACAGCGUGUACACCAAAGUGCAGUACCUGGAAGGGGAGACUCUGUCUGUGCAGUGCUCCUACAAGGGCCGCAAAAACCGUGUGGAGGGCAAAGUUUGGUGCAAAAUCAGGAAGAAGAAUUGUGAGCCUGGCUUCACCCGAGGCUGGGUGAAGGGGCCCAGCUACGUGCUGCAGGACGAUGCCCAGGCCAAGGUGGUCAACAUCACCAUGACGGCCCUCAAGCCCCAGGACUCUGGCAGAUACUGGUGCAUGCGCAAGACCUCCGGGACCCUGUACCCCUUGAUGGGCAUCUUGCUGGAAGUGUCUCCAGCCCUCACAACUGGGAGGAUCACUCCCCCCACACACCUGGCCAACGUCCCCAGGAGGGAAACUGCUGUCACAACGGGCCCAGCUCCCACAACCAGUCCUGAUGCCCUUUUGACCACUAGCAUCACUGUGUUCACUCCUGGACUCUUCACCAUGGACAGACCCUUGCCCUCCACUGCUUCAGGGGCCACGAGGCUGACCUUCAAGACAGUCUCUGGUGACACAGGUACCAGCACCAGCACCACAGGGUCCAGGAGGACCAGGGGACCUCAGACUGCAGUCAUAUCUCCCAGCAAUGCCAGACCCUCCUGGGCUGGCCCAAACUCUGUCUCUACAAUAGCCGGGCACCGCAGCACCAGAUGGCCCUCCACAGGGAUGUGCCACACCAGCACCUCUCUCCUCAACAACCUGGAUGCCACAAGGUACCCGAGGCACUGGGAUUCCUACCCCACUGUGCUCGUGUUGGUGCUGACCCUCCUGCCCGUGCCUGUGAUGUUGGUCAUGCUCUAUGGGUUUUGGAAGAAGAAACACCUUGCAUGCUAUAGCAUGUGCAGCAACUCUGUGGAACCCGGCAGGGACCCACCCAGAAGGCUGGAGCCCAUGUGGAACCCUGCCUGGUCUGAGACCACUUAA
Cynocephalus volans (Philippine flying lemur) is the source of this 1158-nucleotide messenger RNA. RefSeq names its product trem-like transcript 2 protein. The transcript has 5 exons. Gene Ontology annotation, molecular function: signaling receptor activity. NCBI's taxonomy places the organism in Eukaryota, Metazoa, Chordata, Mammalia, Dermoptera, Cynocephalidae. Gene Ontology annotation, biological process: T cell activation. Gene Ontology annotation, cellular component: cell surface. The record is from RefSeq and is a predicted model, not a curated record. The coding region runs from base 157 to 1158 and encodes 333 amino acids.